Molecule: messenger RNA, 237 nt
Organism: Cooperia oncophora
Lineage: Eukaryota; Metazoa; Nematoda; Chromadorea; Rhabditida; Trichostrongylidae
Source: the annotation of a GenBank genome assembly
AUGCAAAAUAUCUGGAGGUUGCGCGACGAAAUGGUGAACUCUGGGCAUGACGAGGCUUUAAGGGUGCUCUAUUUUGUGCUUUCACGGGCGGAUUUGGUGCGACGUGGAACGUUUUCUGCAUCUGAUGCCAAUACAGAUAUCUACAAGUCGUUUCAAAAGUUAGACAAGGAGGAAACCGAUUAUCUCAUCAGGAAACUACCCGCUCUCGCAGAUUUUAGCUACUACCAUGGAAACUAG